This is a messenger RNA of Aureobasidium pullulans EXF-150, 1183 nucleotides long. RefSeq lists its product as uncharacterized. The record is from RefSeq and is a predicted model, not a curated record. Bases 218 to 988 code for a protein of 256 amino acids. Lineage: Eukaryota; Fungi; Ascomycota; Dothideomycetes; Dothideales; Saccotheciaceae. The transcript has a single exon.
GGUGACUCCAACAAUUACCUCAAACCUCGCAAUUCUACCAUAACAUCAGUCUUCGACUCAUCAAUCGUCAAACUAUACAAAGCAUGUCUAUCUUGUCAUAUCUCCUUCUAAUUACCAUAAUUUCCUCGCCCCAAACCAACCCGCUUGGAAAAGACAGCUCGCAUUCUCUAUACCAAAACUCCCCAUCUCGCAUCUCUGACCCAUCGAAAUUACAACCAUGAAUUCCCUCACCAACGACCCCUCAAUCUUCGACGGCGUCCACGAGAUCCUCGCAUGCCACAACCACCCUUUCAUCCUCGUCGGCCCCAGAGCUGUCCGCUGGAUGGGAAUCAACGCACCCCUCGAUCCAGCCUGCGACAUUGUGCUGCGCAAGAACCAAUUCAUUCGCAUCGUCACCCACCUCGCCAACCACAAAGACUGGAAAAUCACAGAUAUGCGUCACGAAGACCCAAAUCUAGGAUACAGCUUCCGCCACGAUCCCAUUUUCGCCGAAGCAGAUGCACUUCUCGAGCGCAAGUGUUGGACUGACGACGGUGUCAAUGCCAGAUAUUUGCGCAUCUGGUCUGAUGAGACGUUACAUCUGAACAUAAGGUCUAGAUCCCAACUCGUGAGGGUUCCUGAUAUUCACACACGCAAACCAGUGCUUGUGGAAAUGGAUCAUCAUCCUUGCAGACAUAGGGAUGAUGAUGUUUGGUUUGGUCCCGAUACGAUGAAUAUGGCCAUGGAAUCAUCGCCAUUGCCUUUCAAUUUGCCACGACGCGGACUACCUUAUCGCAACUAUAGGGUCUAUAUCCCCACUAUACCGGCUUAUUGGGAUGCCCUGGUUGCUCAGAAAGAGCAGGAUGAUAAGAGAGGACUCAGAAAAUCGGCAUCGAGACAGAUGAAUUUGCUGUUUAGGUAUCUCUUGCGCGAUCUUUGGAACGCCAUGAAAGAAGCAGAGAGCGAUCAGGAGGUUUCCGGCGAAGAAUCGGCAAAAGUGGCGGUCUGACGUUUGAGAUGUCUAGAUAUGUCGUGGAUGGAAAGGAUGUUUGAGGAAGUCUGAAUGUAGCAUCAUGAGUUGCCACAACCGUAUUCGAAUAGCAUGUAGUAACGUCGACGUAGCUGCAGAGGAAUUGGACCGGUACUAAACUCAUGCUCCACUUCGAGGGUCCCAAAGUAGCUGUAGAAAGACAGGAUGCUUCCA